AUGGCCUGUGUUCCCGUCGUCAAUCGCAAAAGGCAUCUCAUAGGAUUGCGAAAUUUAGUUUUCGGAGCUACGUACGAAAAGGAAGUCGCCAGAGACGACGGCUUUUGGCGGCAGCGCUUAUCACGACCCAGCACCACGACCUUUGUCGCCAUCCGCAACCAAGACCUCCGCGUUCUCUCCUCCCUUACUCUAGUCCGCGGGACGCAACCCUCAUCGGUGCUAGCUAUGGCCGCCGGGCUAGUCCCGGAAGAGCGCGACAAGGACUCCAAGACGCUUCUGCACUGGGCCGUCAACGCCGUGUACACGGCGGCGGACGCGCGACGCCAGGGCAUCGCCAAGGCGGUAUUCGAGAAGGCACUGGCGUUUUCGUUUUCAACGGCCGAGGCGGAGGGGAAGUCGUGCCUGGUGUCGAUUUCAGCGCGCGAGGAAAAUCAGGUGGCUAUUGAUAUGUAUCUGAGGAUGGGCUUCAUCGAAUUGAGCUAUGUUGAGGAUGGGGAUGCGGUGCUCUACAUGUUUAAAGCUCGGCCAGAGGCCGAAGGUGCUGAAAGCGCAUAG
This is a messenger RNA of Beauveria bassiana ARSEF 2860, 555 nucleotides long. RefSeq names its product GNAT family acetyltransferase. The record is from RefSeq and is a predicted model, not a curated record. Bases 1 to 555 code for a protein of 184 amino acids. The transcript has a single exon. Lineage: Eukaryota; Fungi; Ascomycota; Sordariomycetes; Hypocreales; Cordycipitaceae. Gene Ontology annotation, molecular function: acyltransferase activity, transferring groups other than amino-acyl groups.